Molecule: messenger RNA, 3933 nt
Organism: Phyllotreta striolata
Lineage: Eukaryota; Metazoa; Arthropoda; Insecta; Coleoptera; Chrysomelidae
Source: the annotation of a GenBank genome assembly
AUGAAACCUUCUCUCGUCGAUACAUCGGAAAACUCUUUAUAUUCGCGAAUAAACCAAUACAGGGACGUCGUGGAUUUCGACACGUUCGUUGAUUUCCUCUAUUCGCGCAAAUACAUCGAUGCCAACGACUACAAAGAGGUCUAUUCGAAGAGCCAACGCGAUCGCAUUGUAGCUUUGAACUACAAAAUCCGCCGCAAGGAGAAUCUAGAAGGCGUGCUGGACGAGCUGCGCAGGCUGCAUCCCCAUCAUGACAAGGCCAUCGAGGAUAACGAACGGUUACGCAGGACUUUGGUCGUCGGGGAAUUCCCGUCGUUGCCGCCUUAUUACGUCACCAGGAAAUCUUUGAUUGAAGAAGUGUCGAUGAAUUUGCAACGAUUGGAAGAAGGUAGAAAAUUGGUGAUACACGGUAUGAUGGGUUACGGGAAAUCGUCGCUCGUCAAUCGGGUGCUCAACGACGUGGAGAUUUUGGCUCUGUUCCAGAACAAAGUGUUUUGGGUUAAUCUAGGAGAGUAUACGAAAAAGGAGGAUUUGCUUAAGCCUCUUAUGUGCAAAUUAUUCAAACGAGUGGGUUCGGUACUGGAUAAGACCGUUUCUCAUUACCCGUCCGAUUUAGAUGAAUUAAAACACGAACUGACCCUUCUAUUUACCGAUGAAAGACUGAACAAAGCACUGAUAGUUUUAGACGACGUUCGAAACAGGCACAUUUUGGAUCUGUUCGAUUUAAAAUGCAGAACUGUUAUUACCACGCAAGAUUUGACCAUUUGCAAUCGAUACGAUAUCAUUCCCAUAAAGGUGGAAAGCGGCUUCGACCUGUCCGAAUCGUUAUCGUUGUUCAAAAAAUCACUGAGAAUGUCCGGCGAUAAUAUCGAUUUACCGCCGGAGGCAUCGGUGAUACACGAAAUCUGCCAAGGGCACCCUUUGCUCAUUUCUCUGAUCGGUUCCUAUUUGAAUGAAAACGCCACCGCCUUCGGAGAUAAUGCCAUUUGGACGCACAUGAUCGAUUUGUUUUCCAACGGAAAUUACAGAUUGAACGAGUACAGUUGCGAUACGCUGGACGUCAUCGGUAUAAUCGAGCAAUGCGUCGAUAAUUUGCUAUCGGACAACAACGGUAACAUGAAGGAUUUCUAUCACGAUCUGGCCAUAUUCGAAACGGAUGUCAACAUUCCGCCCCAAGUAUUGGCCAUAUUGUGGGAUAAGAAUCUCAACGAAGUGCGGAACAUCAUGAACGUGUUGGCGGAAAAGUCGCUGGUCGUUAGGUUUUUCCACGAAAACAUCAAAACUUACAUCUACGGAAUCCACAACAUUUACCUGGCCUAUCUCAAACGGAAAACGGCCAAUACUAUCAGGUUCAUACACAAGAAACUGAUAGCCGGUUACGAUAGAUUGACGAAUAAAAAUUACGCCGAAUUACCCAACGACAAUUACACGUUACAAUUCAUCGGCCAUCAUUUGUACCAAGCGGAGGAAUUCCAAAAAUUCGACGUUUAUUUCGAUUUGGGAUUUUUGGAAUUGAAAUUGAAAGCCGUCGGCAAAGAGGACGUGCUCAGAGACAUGACCGAAUACGAGGAGUUCAUAUGUAAAGGGGAAACGUCCGUCAAACAGAAACUCGAAGAAUACAAAAGCUUCAUUCAAAGAUGCGGCGCCAUGUUGUUUACAUACAACAAAAUGAGCAUCGUCCAGUGCGCUUUGGGCGAAUCGAAAACGAGCCAAAUAUACAGGAGUGCCUUGAAAUUGGCCAACGAAUCUAGUCACCUUUAUUUUCAACUGUUGAGACCUUUCGGAGAAUUGGACUAUUGUAAAAUUAGAAUCGGCGAUGAUAUCACAUCGGCUUGUUUCGUAGAUUCGCCGGAGACGAUUCUCGUCGGUACCGAAGAUGGAAGGAUAAAACUGCUGUACGAUCAAAAAGUGCUGGCGAAUUUCCAACGACAGGAGAAACCGGUGAAAAAUCUGACGGUGAGCCCCAACAGAAGUGCAUUUUUGUCUCUAACCGAAGACGGUACGGUGAAUUUGUUCAAUUUGCCCGUCGGGAACAAAAAGAAGCGGGCGAGCUUCAACGAUCCACAAUCUUCGAAAUUGAUGCAAUUGAAUUGGAAAGACAUGUACACGUCGGACAAAUGCGAAUUUCCCUACAGGACGUUCCGUUUGAAAAACGACGAGAAAAUUACGUCGGCCGUGUUUUGUAAGAAUUUCCCCGAAACCGAUCGAAUUGCUACCGGAACCGAUAAAGGUGACGUUUGGAUUUGGGACGUACAGUCCGGCAAAACCGUUUGCAACACCGGACCCAGGGGAUCGGAGGCUUCCUGUUUGUCCUAUCAUAAGGAUUCCAUAAUGUUCAGUUGCCAAAGCAGCGUGUUGGCCUUUUACGUGACGGCCACCGGUUGCAAGUACCGCUAUCAGUUGCACAACGAUAGAACGUGCAGAUCGGUGUUCGAAUGCGGCGAGAAAAUCAUCACGGUGUCCGAUACGAACGUGAAUCGAUGGAAACGCAAGGUGAAAAGCGAGAUUUUCCGGAACGACGUCGACGGUAAAGAGAACGUUUGUUCGGUUUUGACCGAAGACGAAAAGUAUUUGGUCGUCAGUACGAAUCAGAAUAGCAUUUACAUUUACGAUCUCGAAGAGGACAAGAUCUUGAGGGAGUUCAUCAGUAACGGUAAGGCCGUAUUUUUGGAUUUGUUCUACAACGACGACAAAUCGGUGCAUAUACUCCUAGUGGGAUCCGAUAAGAAGAUCGUCGAACAAUGCAACAUACAGCCGGAAUAUUUCGCGAGAAACUCGCGUAAAAUACCGGCCUUUACGCCGUUUUUCCGCAGCAAAUCCCCGUUGACGGUUUCCGUUACCAACGAAAGAACUUUAAAGGUGUGCAACGGCUACAGUCUGAUAUCGGAAAGCGAAUCCAUUCCAUCGGAAAUCACGUGCACGUGCUUCUCGUCGAACGGCAACUUCGUCAUAUACGGCUCGAGCACCGGACAAAUCGGUACGUUCGAUCUACGGCUCAAAACCACGAAGAAUCUAUUCGAUCUACCGCAAUUAGUUCCGAUCAAUUCGUUGAAAUGCUUCGACAUAUACCGAGGAAUCGACGAGGAUUUUAACCUCGGAGUCAUCGUAGGAACGUUCGACGACGAUAACAUGUUCGUUUACAACGACGGGACGAUUUGCACGGCAAAGAUUUCGAAACCGGUGGCUUUCAAUCGGGAUAAUUUGCUGGUUGUAAUCGACGUAAAAGGCCACGUGUACGUUUGGAACGUGGAUAGCUGCGAUUUCGUGCGAGCGAUACCGAAGGAUGUCGAGGAUUCGCGAAGAAACUCGAACGAUGACGAGGAGGAGAGGCUCUUACUGUGCGAUUAUUGCGUAAGGCAAUCGUUAGUUUGUACGUACAAGGAGAAUGCGAGUUAUUGUAAAGUGUUUGAAUUGGAUAUCGAUGAAAGCGUUUCGAUCGAAAGAAAUCGCAUUAGAACGUUCGAUGAGAAAAUAAGAUGCCUGAAAUUUUCUGCUAAAGGAGAUUUAUUGGCUGUGGGGACGAAUACCGGUUUGAUACGAGUACACGAUUUAAUAAAGAACCAUCAACUGGCCCUGUUGAACAUCCACGAAUAUCCAGUAGAGCAAUUGAUGUUUGCCCCAUUCGAUGAACCGAUUCUGAUCAGUUUGGCCGAUGAAAUCGCUUUUUGGAAUUUGAGGAUGCGCGAUGAAAAAAAUAAUUUCGACGUACAAUUAAGAAAGAAGAGCAAUUCGAUAUCGAUUUGGUGCAAUCGCACACCAUUAGAAGGAUGCCUUUUAUCGGUGAUCAAGUUAAAGGACAAGGCGAAAAACAUUUGGUCUUCCAAGGAUUUCAAUUCGUUUUUGAUCGAAGAUCAUUCGCGUAACGUCCAUAUAAUGAGCGUAUUCGAACCCAAGUGCAAUCAAACCAAUGGGAAUUGUUGCGCCCAUUUAACAUAA